AUGUCCUUUCUCCUCCAAUGUCUUCAAGGCAGUGAACCUUUGUUAAAGCAUUAUUAUAGAGACAUUACUACAACAAUUAGUGACUUGGAAGGUAAAAUAGGUAAGGGCCAUGGUGUUCAGGGAUUUGCGCAGGCCAUUGAAAGUGUGCGUCAGGGGCUGCGGGAGUAUGAGGGGGGGAUGCGUGAUAAAAGUAAGAAGGUUGUAGAUGAUGUGACAGCCAUACAGAGCAAUUUCACAAUUUUAAGAGAGUAUUUAGACAAUGUUAAUACUAAAAAUUUGCAGGUUCAAUUGCAAGAGGUACAAAAAUAUGCAAGACUCUACUGGGUGAAGGCUUCGUUGGCGGAAGAGGCGAGAAAAUUAUUGGACGAGACGCUUAAAGGUAAGUUAGAUAAGCAUGUUUCAUUGGUUGUGCAGGCGGCGGACGGAUUCAAGAGGAGCGCGGAAGACGGUGAAGUAGGCAAGGCGGCAGCGGCUAUGGACAGAGAGCUCCUACAGCAGAAAAACAAUAUCACAAUAGCAUUAAAUAGUGGUAUAUCUGUGGUUCACAACACCAUAGAUAGGGGCUACGAGAACGUUCAAAAUAGCAUUGAGAGCCUCUCAAACGUUAAGACAGAGCAAAUUAAUAAUGUUAAGUACGCCGUUUCAUCCGCUAAAACCUUGGUGGAUGGGUAUGUACAAGAUUUUGAUAAUCACUACAAAACACCGAUCAAUCAUAUGUUUGCAGAAAUUAAAACCAAACUGGAUGCACUCGAUUCCUCUAAGAAAAAACCACCCCAACUGAGAGAGGAAAUGAACAAGAUAAGUUCGGCUGUUGUUGCAGUGGGGAAUGAUUUGUCAGGAAAAUCGCAGAAAUUGCACAAUUGGAUUAGUGCGGCGGAGAAGACCAUGCAUGAAGCCUUGACGAAGGUGGAAAAGAUAUUGGAGCAAGUUGAUGGCGAGAAAGCAUUGAAUAAGAUUGCGAUCGAGGGUGCAGUCCAUAAGUUAAAAGGUUCAACUCAACAGCAUUUUAUUAAAUUAAAACAAGAAGAACUUAAGUGCUACGCAUACCAGGCUAUGUAUGCGCUGGAGAAUUUGGGCACUGAAGUUUUGAAAGUAGUUGAUGAGAAUUUUAUGGAAGCAGAAGAGCAAUGCAGAUUGCUGGUUUCGCAAGGCUUGAAUACGCUGAGUCGUAGCGCCACGGGUCACGCCGACGUACGUAUCAUAUGGGCUUGGACACAAGCAGCGCAGAAUAUCAUCAGCAUUGUGCACAAUAUUGACGAGGUGGUUAAACAAUUUGUCCAAAGAAAUUCCCAAUCGUUUAGAUCGGUGCAAGUAGAUUCAUCAUUAUCUCAGCUCCAGCAGACUCAGCAAGUUGAUACAAUUCUUCAGGGAGGGUACUCAUCUAUUGCUCCCAAUCAACUUCCUCAACAUCAACAAAUGUUAUCAAAUAUCACUAGUGCCGUCAAGACGGUUCUUCAGGCAUCCAUAGACACCUUAAUCACGGAAAUUAAAAAUGGUAUGCCUAGUUUUAGCAAUGUAAGUAUCACUUCCGAUUUUCGUAAUUUGCAAAACAUUACUAAGCCAGUGCAUACAGCUUUGCAUAGUGCUUCACAGUUUGCUCAGCCACUAUAUGAAAAGCUUCAACUACUUACCGGACGCACUCACGGAAGCAAUCGGAGCAGCAGCUUUCAUAAUAUCAGAGAAGCUUACAGUCAACUUAGCAGUUUAAUUCAUAGUGUCAAGCAGUUUGGUGGCGAUUUCACUCAAGAUAAAACAUUUAUGGAAGAAUUCGAUACAGGAAUCACUACGCCUUUCACUCAAAUUACUCAAGUUAUUAAGCAAGCUGCAGGAAAGGACACAGCAGAUGGUCUCAAAAAUGUGUUGACUUCCUUUGAAACACAGAAGAUUGGUAAGUACGACGAAUCCGUUCAUGGCUCCACUCCUCCUUCCGAGAGCCUAGGCGAUGUGCACAAACAGCUUAAGGAAUUGUACACCUGUGAAAUUACUGAACCCGGAAGAAUCCAACAAGCCAUCGGAACCGCGCUUGAGACUGUUGGCAAGUUGGAACCCGUACCUGAGCAGGUUGUGAAGGCCCAGCAAGUAGUUGACAAGUCUAUGCAGCAGUUGGAGGAAUACUUCACGACACUUCGUGAAAAGAUUGCUUUGGCAUCCUCCAUCGUUGACACCGUAGAAAAACAGUUGACUCAAAAAAUUGAUCUACUAGAUGGCGCUUUUCACGAAGCAACAGAUUCGGCUAAAAAGGCCAUCACAAAACUCCGAGACGACUUAACAUUGAACGUCCAACAAUCCUUCUCCACCCUCACCCACCAAGUCCACUCCCUCUUCGCGAAGCAGAAGCAGGCCGAGCUCACGCAGCUGCAGACCGUCGUCACGGCGCAGUUGGCGGAGAUUACAAGCAUUAUUGAGAAGGAUAAAACGACAGGGGUGAAGGGUUUCUUGGGGAAAAUGAAGACAUAUUUUGUUGAUACAAUAAGUGAUGCUUUUCCCAUGCCUAUUCCAGGUGUUCCGAGCAAAGACAUACAAACUAAAUUGGAAGACAUAGCAGAUGUUGCAAGAGAAUCCCUUGAGGGUUUUUUUGCACUUUUGCAAAAACAAUCAGAUUUCAUCUCCGACUAUUCUAAGGUCCAACCACCGGCUGACGCUCUUCUGGUUCUGGUCAAUGGCCUAAAAACCUCAAAACAUUUCGACCACACUUUUUCUAAAAAUUUAGACUCACUUAAUAAAUCACUUAGCGCAUUUAACCCGUCUAAAUUUGAAAAUGGCAAAAAUCCGCUUAUCUUUGAUAUCAUCAAAGACAGUAUGACGGCCCUGGUCAAGCAGCUGGAGUACGCUUACGUCAGUGCAUACUCUGAGCAGACAGUCGAGUGGGAGCAUAAGCCUAAGCUUCCUGAUUUCAUGGUAUCGGAUGGUGUGCUCAGCAAUGGCGCAACAAAAUGCGCCAAGGUAUUUUGCACAAUCAUUAACCCACUCUACGACGAAUUGUCUCAGCUGGGUGAUAAUUGUAGAACCGGAGGGAAGUGGGAACAUAGAAAAAUCGAUUUAAGCAGUCAGUUAACUUUCAGUGCCAAAGGGCAUACACAAACAGAUACCAAUCCCCUCGGCGAUUUUCUGAAAAGAUGUGGAUUUGGCGUUUCAACAGAUCCUAAUAUUUGCACAUCGGAACUGGUAAAUAAAUCUAACAUGAGCGGUUCAGCAAUUUCUGGCAAGCUUGAGACACAACUUAGCCUUUUAAAUACUAUCAUCAAAAUUAACGAUAUAGAUUAUGAUAGCAAUGUAAAAGUUAUGGACCUGCUUGAAUACUUCCGCGAGUUACUCCGCAACUUCUACCGCGUUACCCAGGUCCGCCAUAUACCCGCUGCCAAAGCACCGAACACUGUUUACCAUAUGCUCCAAUGGCUGUGCGGGUUCCGGUAUAAUCCGAUGCAAACAAAAGUUAAUAAUUAUUUUGUUACAUUGUUUGGUGAGAACAAAGAUGCAUUGGAAGUGUCAGUGCCAGACGAAAUACAACGCAAAUUGCCAAGUUACAUGCUUUCACCUAGCAAAUUAAUCGGCGCACUCACCUUAACCUGUCGCCACGCCGAAAAAGUAUUAAGCGCAAUCGUAGGCUAUGGCAACGCCGAAGGCCGAUAUGGAUGCGAUUACAACACCAACCCAGACGACCUUUCGUAUCCCACCAGUCCCGCCACCUGUUUCGACUGGCUCGUAGAAAUAUGUUCGAGACUCCAUCACCAACUUUACUUCCUAUAUUAUCAGUGCUGUAACGGCAAUAGCAGUAGCGGUUGGCUGGACUGCCAUUACGGUAACGGUGUCGGUGGCUCCGCUUGGAACUGUAAUGAUGAGCAGUGUGCCAACCAAAAGUGUAAGCAAAUAGUUAAGCAAAACUGCAGGCAACACCCUAGGUGCGGCCUUAAGUCGCCGCUCCAAUCGUUUUUGGAAGAUGGGCUCCAGGGAUUCCUUCCUCAUCCGUUCAAAAAGCCUGAUUGCAAAAUGAGUUGCUCAGUUGCCAACCAUCGUGGCAUCCCAUGUAAGACGCCAAUGGGCUUUAGAAACAUUAGCACUGUUGCGUCGCAUACAAUGAGAGGCCAGCACCUGAUGAAGGCCUUGGCGGGCUUUUGCAGCAACCCGGACAAACCCCUUACAAAGCUCUGCGGUUAUCUGACAUGUUUAUUACAGAAACCACCGCAGACCCUUGACGAGAUGCUUGCGUUCUACUACAGUUUCCUGAGUGGAUGGAGUAACAGUGGUCCACACAGAAAGGACGCAUUUCAAACAGCUGUUGAUAAUGCUUAUUUCGGUAACAGCUACAAACAGCUUAACCCUGAAUCAAUAUGCGACAGCGCUACACAUAGGGAUGACAACCAUCCACAUGGUGAUAUUUCUUCGAUAAUAAAUUGCAAUGAGAAAUCAUCCCCAGUCUCUCCCUGCGGUUCAUACAUACACCCAGUCAGCUUACAUAGCCGUUGUAUAUAUUCUCAGGAACACGCCGACAAAUACCUUUCGUGGAUUGUAUAUCUCACUGAAGCGUUUUACAAUUACCUUUGUAGGUUGCUGACAAAAUGCGAAGAAACUUGCGGCAAGAAUACAUCGAAGUGCCGUGCUGAUGGAUGCGCAAAUGACUGCCGAAAUGCAAAAUCAGCGACGCAUUCAUCGACAUGGAUAGUAUUUGGCAAUAAUACAAAAAUCGGAGGUCGACUCGGAAAACACUUGAAACGAACAUGUGGAGAUUUCAUCGAGCAACUGAAAAAAGUAUGCGGCGGAAAAUCACUCAUCGCCAAGUUGAUACAUGAAACAAUACCCGAAUACAUAUGGACGAUAAGACAACCCUUCUCAUACCUCUUGUUAGCCCUCUGGUCGCUGUCGCUCCUGUACCUGCUGCACAUCACCGUCGUCCGCCUCGACGUGCUGAGGAUACGCUCGCACCUGAGAUCACCCUCAAGCCACCGCAUCGCCGCGCAGUCCCUCCUCGCCGUUGCAAAGGUUGGGAAAAUUGCCAACGUCAAGUACUUCUCACCAUAA
This is a messenger RNA of Babesia ovata, 5016 nucleotides long. RefSeq lists its product as uncharacterized. The record is from RefSeq and is a predicted model, not a curated record. The transcript is spliced from 2 exons. Bases 1 to 5016 code for a protein of 1671 amino acids. NCBI's taxonomy places the organism in Eukaryota, Apicomplexa, Aconoidasida, Piroplasmida, Babesiidae.